Messenger RNA from Salvia hispanica, 2480 nucleotides. Its product is annotated as vacuolar-sorting receptor 3-like. Gene Ontology annotation, molecular function: calcium ion binding. The record is from RefSeq and is a predicted model, not a curated record. NCBI's taxonomy places the organism in Eukaryota, Viridiplantae, Streptophyta, Magnoliopsida, Lamiales, Lamiaceae.
AAAUUCGUUUCAAAUUUUACGCCAACACUUUCUGAAAUCACUGCUCAAACUUGUACCAUUUUCAAGUCUCAACACCACAGAAAUCCCACGCAUAAUACUCACUUCACUGCGUGUUUUAGUUGAAGCAAGAAAUCUAGCGAAUUUCCUUCCAAAGGAAAGAGCUGAACCAAAAUCUUGGCCUUCUUGCUUGUUGAAGGAAAUGGGGCGUUGUGGAAGAUCGAAAGUUGCAAUCUUGCUGCUUUUCCUAGUGCUGAUUUGGGUGGAAUUAGUGGCGGGUAAGUUUCUGGUGGAGAAGAACAGUCUGAGAGUGUUUACACCGGAGAGCAUUAGAGGAAAUUACGAUAGUGCCAUCGGCAACUUUGGGAUUCCAAAAUAUGGUGGAACCAUGGCUGGUGCUGUGGUGUAUCCAAAGGAGAAUACAAAGGGCUGUCAAAAAUUUGAAACUUCUGGGAUUUCUUUCAAGAGCAAGCCUGGAGCUUUACCCACCUUUGUGCUUGUUGAUCGUGGAGAUUGCUUUUUUUCCUUAAAAGUUUGGAAUGCCCAGAAUGCUGGUGCAGCUGCUGUUCUAGUGGCUGACCACCGUGAUGAACCGUUGAUCACGAUGGACUCACCUGAAGAGGGUCAUGCAUCUGCAGAAUAUAUUGAAAAUAUAACAAUACCUUCUGCGCUGGUUGAUAAAAAUUUUGGUGAGAAACUAAAGAAUGUGCUGAGUAAAGGAGAUAUGGUGAAUGUAAACCUCGACUGGAGGGAAGCCGUACCCCACCCGGAUGAUCGAGUGGAAUAUGAACUGUGGACUAACAGCAAUGAUGAGUGUGGGGUUAAGUGUGAUAUGUUGAUGGAGUUUUUGAAGGAUUUUAAGGGUGCAGCCCAAAUGCUUGAGCAAGGUGGCUAUACCCAGUUUACUCCGCACUAUAUAACGUGGUACUGCCCUGAGGCGUUCACCGUGAGCAAACAAUGUAAGUCCCAGUGCCUCAACCAUGGUAGAUACUGUGCUCCGGACCCGGAGCAAGAUUUCACCUCUGGUUAUGAUGGAAAAGAUGUGGUGCUUGAGAACUUGAGACAACUAUGUGUUUUCAGAGUGGCUAAUGAGACCCGAAAGCCGUGGGUCUGGUGGGACUAUGUGACUGAUUUUCAUAUCAGAUGCCCCAUGAAGGAGAAGAAAUACGGCAAAGAAUGUGCUGAAGAGGUUAUCAAAUCUUUAGGUCUUGACCUGAGUAAAAUCGAAAAGUGCAUGGGCGACCCUGAUGCUGAUGCUGACAAUCCAGUUCUGAAAGAAGAGCAAGAAGCUCAAAUUGGUAAAGGAUCGCGUGGUGAUGUGACCAUUUUGCCUACGCUUGUCGUGAAUAACCGCCAAUAUCGAGGAAAAUUGGAGAAGGGUGCUGUCUCAAAAGCUAUAUGUGCUGGUUUUGAAGAAACUACAGAGCCAUCUGUUUGUUUAAAUGGCGAAGUAGAAACGAAUGAGUGCUUGCACAAUAAUGGUGGCUGCUGGCAAGACAUGGUUGCAAAUAUUACAGCUUGCAAGGACACAUUUCGAGGAAGAGCGUGCGAAUGUCCAAUAGUUAAUGGUGUGCAAUUGAAGGGUGAUGGUUACAGAUCUUGUUCUGCAAGUGGGCCUGGGCGAUGCAGAAUACAUAACGGAGGCUGUUGGCAUGAAAAGAGGGAUGGGGUCACUUUCUCUGCUUGUUUGGAUAGCGAAGAUGGAAAAUGCACAUGUCCUCCAGGAUUUACAGGUGACGGUGUUAAAAACUGUGAAGAUAUUAAUGAAUGUAAGGAGAAGAAAGCUUGUCAAUGCAACGAAUGCAACUGCAGAAACACAUGGGGCAGUUACGAGUGUACUUGUAGCAGCGGCCUGCUGUAUAUGAGGGACCAUGAUACCUGCAUCGGUCACAGUGCUUCAGAGGUGAAGUAUGGUUGGGGUGCUGUUUGGCUUGUUCUGAUUGUAUUAGGUUUGGCUGGUGGUGGUGGCUAUCUCGUGUACAAACAGAGGUUGAGGUCGUAUAUGGACUCAGAGAUCAGGGCUAUAAUGGCUCAAUACAUGCCUCUGGACAGCCAGAAUGAAGUAGCAAAUCACGUAGAUGAAAAUCGUGUUUGACUAGAGAUUCUCAAUUCAACGGUGCUGUGGGGGCUCGUGUACCUUACCUUGGAUAGAAUGAGAAUCAACAUGAUGUCUUUAAAUAUGCGACACGCCUGAGACAGGGGCGCUGCAUAAAAUAUUAGUCGGAAACAUGGACAUUGUUGUAGCCUGUUAUUGGCUGUGCCCAGAAACUGCAUUUGAUCUUCUUUUUUAUUUUUUUAAGUAAAUUUUUUCGUUUCUGCAACGUGUAUCUUCAUCGUUUCUUGAUGCAAGGAGAAUCGAACCAUAUAUUAUUUGUAGCAUUAGUUAAUAAUGGUAUAUUACCAUAUGCCACGGAUUAAAUGGUGUUGGGUAUGAAUAUGAUUUUAUUUGAUGAAAUAAAGUUCCAAGUAACCGACUUGCUGUA